AAAGAAACAAAUUUGUAGCAAUUAAAGCCUACUGCUAUUUCAACGAGUUAAACUCUAAUACUUAUCUAACACAUGGAUGUGAUCAAUGUGAGCGGAGGAUUGGAGAAUGACUGUGAUGUUCCCGAUCUUGCUGAUUCUCCAACAGAUACAGAAGAUGAAGAUGAAAAACUUGGAAAGAAAUUGGGAAAAAUAAGUGGAGGGUUACCGUGGGAUGAUGAACCACAGACACAGACAAAAUUUUGCUUACAAAGUGAAAGAUGGGAAAGAUACAUUGAAAUGGAGGUUAACACUUUUAAUGCAAUAGAGAGAAUUAUCUAUUCGCCUUUUUUGUUUCAAACACUGCUUAUUCCUGAAAAGUGGAUCAGAUGGGCAAGCUUGAAGAAGAUAAUAAAUUUUGAUUUUAAAAUCAGAAAACUACCAUCGGGAGCUAUUUCUCGUGAGCAUUAUCUUGUAACAAGAUUGCUUCAAGUUGGUAUAAAGAGAAUACAACGUCUUGCAGAAAAGAGGAAGAAUGUUAAAGCCAUCUUGAAGAUGAUGCAUUCUAUUAGAAAUAUUCCUUCUACUGAAGUAGACAGAGCACUGAAUGAGACAAAGCAGAACGAACUUAUGAAAGUGGUGGUUGAUUUCAUCUAUUCGAUCAUUCAAGAUUAUCCGGAUUAUGAUAAAGUAUUCUUCAAAGUUGUGGAUCGUGUUGUACUUAUUGCACUUUUGUGCUUCCGUCAAUUCGCAGAAACAGUUCACAUCGUUGCAUGCGAAGCUCGAAAUAUUUACAGGGAAGUGGCUCAUCACUACAGUGAAAAAUAUUAUUAUUUAUCGGAGAUUUCAGAGGAAGGCAGGAAAAAUGGAAACGAAUUCUAUAAAAAAGGGAAGUUUGAUGAAGCAUUUGAAGAAUAUACUUAUGCCAUUGAUAGAGCUCCUUUCCACUACUUGUUGUACAGUAAUCGUUGCCAAGUUGCGAUUCGCAAAGAAGAUUACCAGUCAGGAUAUGUUGAUGCAUAUCGUUGUCUAAUUUUGAAUCCAGAAUGGUCAAAGGGAUAUUUGAAGAUUGCCAUUUGUAUUUAUGAACUUGGACAUAUACAAGAAGCAAUGGUUUGGGCACAUGCUGGGCUUAUAAAAUGCAAAAAAGAUGAUGCUGAGAUUCAAAAGAAUCUGAAUAUACUUAUAGAAAAGAUGAAAAGCGAGACACUAGAAACUCAUGACAAAGGAGUCGGCAUGGAAGUGAAUAGAAGUGAAAUCCGAAAAGAGAAGUUCAGUAAACCAAAAAAGAAGGGUAAAAAGAAAAGGAAGCCUUUUCAAAAAGAAGCAGAUGAAGAUGAUGUUCCAGUCUUGGUGUCAGAUGAUGAAUUUGAGGAAUGUCCUGUUAUUGCAGACACUAAAAAAAGUGAAGAAAAGAAAAAGAUUGACGAAGAAAGAAGACAGCUAUUGUUGUCGAGGGAGAAAAAGGAAAGAAAAGAAAAAGAAAUUCAGAAGGAAUUUGAAUCUUAUAUGGAAAAAGCUACUUUUUAUUUUCUCAAAGAUUGUUACAGAGAUGCAUGUAAAUCGUAUUCACUUGCCAUUGAUUUUGUGGAAAAACACAAAGAGAUUCGUGGGUGUAAUGACAAUGAUGUUGCUACUUUGUUGUAUUCUCGUGGAAUGUCAUCACAGCGACAAGGUACUCCAUUGGACAUCAAUACUUCGAGAAAAUAUUUUGGUCGAAUCAUUACUGAACAUAAAGCAUUUUCUCACACCUGCAUGGUACAAUUUGCUGAUGCAAAAUCAAUCUACCUAUUGAAUGACUUUGACAUUGCAUUGAAGGAAGGAACUGUUGCUUUGAAGACAUUGAACAAAUUUCCAGUCAAUGGUUUAUUGAGUUGGCCAGGCACUACAGAAUACAUCCCUGAAUCCAAUGAAAGAUUUUUGAGACGAGAAAUCUGUCUUUUACUAAAACAAUGCAAAGUUCCUCCUAUACCUACUGCUAUUUGUCAAUAUGAAGCAUGUUUGAAAGAUUAUCAGAGAAAAUCUAUUUAUGUCAAUGAUCUGGAUUUUGAGGGUUACUUUGCAAUUUCUUGUGAUUGGUCAUGUAAAUUGAGCUAUCACUUGAGAUGUUGGUCAAAAUUCAAACAUCAAGUACUCAGAGUGAGUGGUGACAAGGAUGUAUUAGGAUCAGAUUGCUACACUCCAGAUUGUCACGGAAAAAUUAUUUUAAUUAAAAUGUUUGAUGAAAAUGCUGCAUACAAGAAAGACCUGAAAUUACCUAAUGAAAGUAGAGGCAAGGAAAACAAAAUUCAAGGGACGAAAUAUGAUCGGCGAACAUCAAAGAGUGAAUUUAAUUUAAGAAAAUAUAGAGAGGCGGAAACUGCGAAAAAGAAGAAAAGAAGAGCAUAUCGAAAAUCAGAUGACACUAAUCUUCAUAAUAUAAAGCAAUCGACAAAAAAUAAAAUUCGUCAAAGUUUUUCAAAUGUUCACAUCCCUGCAGACAAGGAUCUCACAGAUGCGAAGGUUUACGUGAAGAAUACUGGUGCUGACAAUUCUCAAAAAGUGCAGGCUUCUAGAAAUCGAAAUCGAAACAACAAGCGAAUGGGUCCCGUAUCUCUGCAACAAUUUUGUUCAUCUCUCCCAGGAUAUCGUAGACAUAUGAGUAUAGAGGAAAUCAUCGAAGCAAUUGAUAAGGCGAAAGUUGAGUGUACUUCGUUCUUUCUACCUGACGAUCUUCGUGAAGAAAUUGAUCAAUUUGAACAUUCGUUGAGUCAUAAUGAUGAAAAUGUACAUUUUACUGAUGAUGAGAAAUAUAAAAUGCCGUUUCUGUUCGAAUAUUUUCAAGAUUUCUUCACAGUGAAAGGACCUCUCGACACAAAUGAUGAAUUAUUUUCAAGUCAACUUAUAAUAUUACCGCAAGAUAUGAAACAAAUUGUAAACAAAUGUGGAGGACUGAUAGCUUUUCUUAAUUCAAGCCCUCUGUUUAUUCAAAUUCCGCCUUAUAUUGGUGUUCAUUCUCAUCAUGCUCAAUUAAGGAAACUCACUGGAGAUUAUGUCGAACAUACUGACAGAGGUUCUUGUUCAUCUUCCAUAAUUGAUCAUGAUUUUACAACGGAUUUGGAUGCCAUCGGAUUGUCCCAAUUUGCUCAAGAAUUUUAUAUGGGAGCUCUGGCAGAAGAAUCUGAUAUAAUUAACUUGAUUGGAGGGUCUGAUAAUAGUAGUCUGGAUAACAAACUUGAUCAAUUCAAUGGAAACGAUUCACCACAUAUGAAAAGAAGCCAAAAUUCAGAGACUUCAAGCAUGUAUUCUUUAGAAGAUUUGUCGGAGCAGCGUAGUGAAACAGGAAGUCAAGCCAGUUGUGAUAUUGAUAAACAGAUUUUCAAGCAAUCAGUCGUUUCAAUGAAAUCCACAAAACAUAUCCCACAAUCUAGAGAAACAAACAAUGUUGGUACUGGGAUGAUGAAGAAACAGGGCAAGAAAAAGUUUGUUGUCACAACAGCAGAAGCAGGAACACAAACUGAAGGAAGAGAUGAAGCAGAAAAAGCAAAAGAAGCUGUUGCCAGAUUACAAGAACGUUUGGAGGAAAUGCAAGACAGUUUAACAAAGUUGAAAAUAACAUCUCAAACCCGUGAGGAGUCUCUUUUGAAGCAAAUGGAAGAGGUGACAGAAAGAGAAAAGAUUGCUCUGCAAGAAAAACAAAAUAUGAAGCAAUAUACCGAUUCUGAGCUGGCGAAAGUAUCAAGCAUGAAAAAGCAAUCGCAAGAUAAAGUACAAGCAGCUGAAUCAAGGGCUGAACAGUCUCAAGCAAAAGAACGUGAAGCUCAAAUGAAUCUUUCAAGAUUGAUGGAAGGAAUGCAAAAAGAUCGUGAGGAUCAUAUGAAAGAAAUUUUGAAGCUUCGUCAACAAGUUGAAAAUCAAGAGAAAGGUGACACUGACUCAAAACAAAGAGCCAUAAAAGCGGAGGUUGACUUGAUGAAAACAAAAGAAGCUUAUCAUGUCACUGCACACAUGCAAGUGAAAUCACAUUGUGAACAUGCUGUCAGAGAAUUUGAUAUUGAAAUUUCGAGACUUGCCGUCACAAUGCCAGAACAUAUCUUGCAACACUUCAGAUUGGCUCAGAAACAAUGGGCAGCGAAUGCAAUCACUUGCGGAAAAACUAUCGAGACCUUGAAGGCAGCUUAUACAAGUAUUAUAGAUCAAAUAACUGCAGGACGUUGUUUGUCUGAAUUACCACCUGUACCUGAUCUAAAACCACCUGCUCCUUGUCCAACUCCUCGGCAACUAAUGAUGCAGUUACAUCGAAACAACUUGGCAAAUGCAGCAAACAAAACCAAUGGCGCUGUCAAUGCUAGUGUAGAUGGUCAAUCCGCUAGUGGAUUUACAACAAUUCCCGCUAAAAAUGGUGCCAAAAACAAACCUGUUGGCAUAGUAUCUGUCAGUGCGAACAGUCCAUCUCCAAUGUCUUCAUCAUCUUCCAAGAAUUCAUCAAUCCAAUCUCAAUCUGCUUCACGUUCUCCAGCUGUGAUGACACCAAUUGGUUCAGAAAUGACGAAAGCUCCAAAAAGAAACAAUUUUCAAACUCUGCUUGAAAAGUUAUCCAACAACAUCCCCCAACUGACAAAGGAACAGAUAGAACGCUAUGCUCAAAAAAUUCGUGCUGAUAACAAAGGAUUGACUGGAUUUUAUUAUGAAGAAAUUGAACAGAAAAUCAAAAUGAUGGCUGGAGUAAGCAACAUUGGACAGCCGGCAUCAUCAUCUCAAUCACAUUCUUCUCCAUCAUUGGCCAUGUGGAAUAUGUCAUCCUUACCAUUGGGUUACAAAAGAGAGGAUUUCGAGACUUUGGAUAUUGAAGAAGAAGAGUCAAUGUGUCCCAUAUGUUGUGAUCCACUAAAAGAUGGAAAAGUUUCAACAUUGGAAUGUCAACACAAGUUUCAUCAUGACUGUAUCAACAAGUGGAUGAAGAAACAGCGUACAUGCCCCAACUGUCGCAAAUUCAUGGCUGACACAACUGAGUUUCCAGCUUUAGGCCAAAACGGUGUUCAGGUACCACCUGGAUUGCUUCCUGGCUAAGGAAUUAUGACAAAUUUCAUGUUUCGAACAUUUUUCUUGGAGAAAUUUGAUUUGUAAAUAGUUGAAAACAUAUCAUGAUUUUGCACUUAAAACAGUGAUCAGGCACCUCCCGGAUUGCUUCCUGGUUAAAGAAUUAUGGCAAAUUCCAUAAUUUGAAAAUUUCUCAUGAAAAAACUGGAUCUGUAAAUAGCUGAAGCCAUAUCAUGAUUAAUUAUUGUCAACAAAUUUAAAGUCGAACUACAAUUAUAAACUUUUGAUUGAAGUGUGCAGACCUAUAAGUUUUUGUUAAUGUAGCCAUAUGUUUUACUAAUUCUCUGCCAUUAUUGUUUUCAUUUCACGAUAUUUCUCCUGGAUGCUUAAAAUGCAUUCUUAGUUACCUACUUACUAGUACUACAUACCUUUAGUACUCUUAUGGUAGUUUUGAUUGGUAUUUUGGCAUUCGAACUGCAAAUUCUCAGCAAGAGCUUCUGAUGUCUAAGAGAUGCAAAUCAAAUUUGAUUUCAGAAGUCUUUAAAAUAAGUUGAAUAUUUUUUUUCAUGACAUUUUUGCUUUAUUGAAAUAGUAAUAGUACCAAUUACCUAUGAAUAGCCUGUUUGAAUUGUCAAAACAGUCUGAAUUAAUUGUAUUUUAUAUUCGCACUCUUUGCUCCGAGUUGAUAUAUAAACCAUUUCCUGUUCAUGAAUAUUGAUAAUAUUAAACAGCAAUCCCGAUAGAAUUCAAUAAUGUGACUCGAUAGAAGCAUAAUUCUACUCACAUUUUGAUCCAAAUUAAGUAAUUAAGUAACACAUAAUUUAUUUUAUCAUAUUUAGGUUUGGACAUUAUCACAUAUUUUUUGGUGGUCCCAUUCCCUAAAUUACAUUACAUCACAUAGUUUUCUAAUUUUCUGCUAUGAUGUGAAUGAUAAGCAGAUUUGGCAGUCUCUACAUUUUAUUCAACAAAAAUAUAUAUUCUUCACAAUAGCAUUGUACAAAUCUCACUGAUUGAAAAAAUAACAUGCCUAAUUUUAUUCCGUAUAUAUAACACUUAUGAUAUAUUCUAUCAUGUUUUUAACAUUUUGCAUGAAUAAUUAUUUUCCCACUAAUCUCAAUAAUGUCCUUAUAAUUCAAUUUAACCCCUUGUACUUUGAGAUAGCAAUCUUAUGGCUUGAAAUUAUUGCACUUGAAAUUGCUAUAUAUAUAUAUAUAUAUAUAUAUAGGUAUAUAUAAUCAAACAUUAUAAAGACAUGAUCAACAAACCUGACUUGAACACUUAAUUAUCUUCAGUACCUCUGUCUGGUAAGGUACAUUCUCGAAAUUUGAAAAUUGUCAAGACAUUUGGAAACUUGGAAAAUGAAAAAGAUUUUUCGAUAAGAUUGCUGGAAAAGAUCCUUAUAAUGAAUGAUUUGAUUGUUAACAAUUGCAGUCCCCUUCAUACCAGUCCGUUUCAGUUGCCAAAUUGCCUGUUAGAUACCUACCUAUUGUACCGUUAAGAUCCCAGCGUAAUCAUGAUUAAAAAUCAGUUGUACAAUAGAACUCAAGUAUUGGAAAGUAUUAUGAUGAAACAAUGGGUUUUUCCUUUUACAAACACCCACAGCUUAACUUUCAAAUUGAGGUUUUUAAAAUCUCAGGAUUAUCAUAUUUCAUCACUUCAGAAUCAAGUGUUAUUUAUUGUUCAACAACACUGAGUUGUGAAAUUACCUGUUGCUAUGCGGUAUUUUGUUUUGUUUUUAAUAUAAGUGAUAACCACAAGUACUUAGAUGUUCCUGAAGAAAGGAAAAGCUGAAUCAAUAGUAAUUUUAAAAGAAAUAAGAAAUUCCAGUUCUUUGUCUAAAUUAUAUUUAUAAGUUUCAAUCAGCCAUCAGGGGAUAAAAGGGACUUAUAUCGUGUUUGUUCUAAUUUGAUGAUGAUGGAAUAUUAUUGAAAUUAGUUUAAACAACUAACUAUAACAUCUUGGACAAUUUUUAUCACAUAUACAUGUCAGUUAAGCUUUUCAUGUUUAUGUUUCUCCUUCAACUCCAGUAGUGAACAACUGAAAUAACAUUACAAUACGAUUAUGGCUUUUUCAUUAUUGUGAUAUAUAUGUAUUUAAACCCUAAACCUUUGUUUAUAGUUGUUACUUUCCCACAUUCACUAAUUCAAUUUUACUUUACGUAUUCUCAAACAAGAAUUGCCUUUAGGAUUACUUUCCAAGUUUUUUCAAGUUAAUGAUGUUUGAAUAUAAAUACAUUGAAUUCAUUCUCCUGGUUUCAGAUAUUAAUUUCAAACUCAUUUUGGUAGAUUUUAAUAAGAUUUGUGUAAGAUCCCAAUAGGGCAAGGAGUACAAUGACCCGCAUGCUAAUGAAGCUUGUGGUUUGUUUUACGUCCGUCUCUGUACUUGAUUUUUGAUUUGAAAGAUUUGCUCUCAAUUUCAAUGUCUUUCCGAUUUAUGGGUAUUUGAACUGAUAUAGAAUAUUGUUGUUUUCGUUUGGUUGUGAAAAUCGUGUAAAUAAACAGUAAUUUCAAAAAGUG
Messenger RNA from Styela clava, 7511 nucleotides. RefSeq lists its product as uncharacterized. Gene Ontology annotation, molecular function: protein binding. The record is from RefSeq and is a predicted model, not a curated record. NCBI's taxonomy places the organism in Eukaryota, Metazoa, Chordata, Ascidiacea, Stolidobranchia, Styelidae.